AAAAGGUCCAAGGGAGAAACACUCUAUCCCUCUUUCAAUCAAGAAAAAGUCUGAGGGAGAAUCUCUCUCUCUCUCUGGUCUCUGUGUAUAUAAUCAAGAAAAAGUCCUGGUUUUCGUGUGCUCGCUCCUUUCCUUCCUCUGCUCCUUCUUCUCUCCUUCGAGGAAAGUGAACAGAUAGAAAAACUUUGCGAUAUUGGCAACUAAAUAGACUUCAUUGCAAAGGGGAGAUAGUGUAGAGAAAGAGAGAAGAUGGGGAACUGCUGGCCAAAGCCUGUGGAUAGUCUCCCAAGCGCCGCCAAACUGUCCAACCCAAUCCACAACGAUGCAAAACCUUUAAAACCCUUCAAGAACAACAGCAACAGCAACAGUGGUCAGAAAAGCUUGUCGCCGCCAUGUGACGACACAGGUGGUGGUGUUGAAGAAGUGCCUCCAAGUGGGCGAAUUGUCACUCCAAACCUGAAAAUGUUCACUUAUGCUGAGCUGAGAAGCGCGACCAGAAAUUUCAGACCGGACACGAUGUUGGGUGAGGGAGGUUUCGGAAGGGUUUUCAAAGGAUGGAUCGAUGGAAAGACUUAUGCUCCAUCCAAGGUUGGAAUUGGAAUCCCAGUUGCGGUCAAGAAAUCCAGUCCAGAUAGCCCACAAGGCCUAAAAGAAUGGCAGUGCGAGGUAAAAUUCUUGGGAAAAUUUAGCCAUCCCAAUCUCGUAAAGCUGUUGGGGUAUUGCUGGGAAGAUAGGGAAUUUCUCCUUGUCUAUGAAUACAUGCAGAAGGGAAGCCUGGAGACCCAUCUCUUCAGCAAAAUUGCAGAACCACUUUCAUGGGAAACUCGGUUUAAAAUAGCAAUAGGAGUAGCUAAAGGUCUUGCUUUCUUGCACACAACAGAGAAACAAGUCAUAUACCGUGACUUCAAGUCCUCUAAUAUAUUGCUGGACGAGGAGUUUAAUGCAAAGCUUUCGGAUUUCGGUCUAGCUAAGUUAGGUCCAGUCGACGGCGAUUCGCAUGUGACAACACAAGUUAUCGGCACUUAUGGUUAUGCAGCUCCCGAGUACAUGGCCACCGGUCAUUUGUAUAUUAGGAGCGAUGUGUAUGGUUUUGGGGUAGUGUUGCUCGAAAUAUUAACGGGCCGGGUGGUGCUUGAUUUGAAUCGGCCCAAUGGAGAGCAUAACUUAGUUGAUUGGGCCAGGCCUUACAUGCCGGAGAAAAGAAAGUUAAAGAGAAUAAUGGACCCAAGGCUGGAUGGCCAGUACCCCUUAAAAGGUGCAUUUCAAGCAGCUGCACUCAUACUCAGAUGUAUUGAAUCCGAUCCCAAAAACCGCCCAUCGAUGGAUGAAGUCUUGGAAAAGUUAAAACAGAUUGAGGCCAUUAAGACUAAGCCCAAGGAGUCCAAAGACAGUAAUAGGCGUCUCCGGGCCCAACGCCAAGAACGACAUCCCACUCAUUAUCGUCAUCAUAAUCAGAGUAAGUCUCCUCUUUCCACUCAGCAUGGUGGUAGCGUUACUGCAACUGGAUUUGCGGCCCAUCAACGCUCACCGAUGGUAAAAGCAGGUCUCUAGCAUAUUUGCAUGUUCGAGCCUCGUGCUUGACGAUUUUUUAUGUUGUAAACUGUCACUUUUUAUUGUGAUGGAAAUAACUAUUGUACCAAAACAAAGACAGUCUCCUUUGGCUUUCUGGUAUUGUAUAGUAUUUAAUUUUUCCGUCGAUCCUGAUGAUUCGUCCAUUUACAGCCGUGUCUGGGUCCAUUGACAAUUCUUGGAGGUAGAG
Molecule: messenger RNA, 1759 nt
Organism: Ilex paraguariensis (yerba mate)
Lineage: Eukaryota; Viridiplantae; Streptophyta; Magnoliopsida; Aquifoliales; Aquifoliaceae
Source: the annotation of a GenBank genome assembly